Baudoinia panamericana UAMH 10762 is the source of this 1009-nucleotide messenger RNA. RefSeq lists its product as uncharacterized. The transcript has 2 exons. The record is from RefSeq and is a predicted model, not a curated record. Bases 314 to 769 code for a protein of 151 amino acids. Lineage: Eukaryota; Fungi; Ascomycota; Dothideomycetes; Mycosphaerellales; Teratosphaeriaceae.
GCACCAUAGGGCAUGCGCAGAGCUACAUUGGUCGUUUCCCGUGCCUUGGUUCUUUUGUGACUAGGUGGGCUGGCUUGCGUCAUAUACCGCACGCUUGUUUGAACUGCAUUCUUCUCAACCCAUUCGACGCCGUGCAAAACUGUGAUACGUUAUCGGUGUAAAAGUUCCUACUGCUCGUACUUGAUACCCUACCGUGUUUCCAGCCUUCAUCCGUUGUCAAGAAGCAAAAAGUGCUCUAAACGAACGAGCAUAUUUGGUUUAGUCGCAUAGAGAAGGUACGACGGAGGUGACUCCGUACGCUUAAGCGAGCAACAUGAGCGACGACCGCAUCCACUCUACUGGCCGUGGUGGCGCCGGCAACAUCGGCCAAGACCCCAACACCGUCUAUGUCGACGGCGACAUCGUCCGCGAGGGCGUCGAGGGCGAGACCAGCCGCUCUAGCGAGCCGGUCGGCCGCGGAGGCGCAGGCAACGUCCUCCACUCGCCUCGCACAGGUACGCCUGCUGCGGGUAUCAACCCGUCAGUCCCGCCCUCGAAGGACUUCAUCCCGGAGACCGCCACGCGGACAGCAGAGGGACAUGAGAACUUUCACACGGGCAGGGGCGGGCAAGGCAAUGUGCACAAGGACAAGUAUGGGGGGCAUAGCACUCCGCAGCCAGGACAGCAGGGACAUCACGAGGACAUUCUAGGCAAGGCGAAGCAUGCGCUAGGCUUUGACAAGGGGGAGCCUACGCAGGGUAGUGGGUUGAAGAAUGAAACUGCCCCCUAAAGUGUGAACACCACGUCAACGAUAUAACGAUGUGCGGGUUUUGCACGCUUCCCAACACGAUAACAUAGAGCCAGCAUGAGACUAUGGGUCUUCCAGCGGGUGAAAGACACUUUCACCUGACUGCGAUUGCGUCUAACUUAGCUUCAUUGAGGGUGUGAGAACUUGCUUUCCAGAUUAGUUUCCCAUCGUCCAAAAAGCCCAGUGGCUGUUGUGAUGCUUGUAAGCGUGCCAAUCUCUGAG